AACUAACUUUAGUCUGUGUUGUACAGGAGCUCAGCUGCAUUAACGUUGUAUUUGCUGCUCUGUUUCCUUUAACUAAAUGUGAUGCUUUUAUUUCAGGAUCCUCUGAAACAGCUGAAAGACCUGACGCAGCUCAAGAGUCAGCUGGAGGAAAUCCAGAGGCGAGUAGAGAACGAGGUUUCUGUAGGAGUUCCUCAGGGAGGCUCAGUGUUGGGAUCUCCGUUUCUGAAGGGCUUCCUGGCCGGCUAUGUGGUGGCCAAGCUACGUUCCUCUGCCUUCUUGGGAGUGCUGCUGGGAACAAUCACCGGCAUAUACGCGGCACAGAACUAUCAAGUGCCCAACAUUGAAAGGACCGUGAAAGACUUUAUGAACGGCUUGAAAAAAGGACCAAAAUAAUUUGGUUUGCUCUUCGUCAGUGACACAA
Messenger RNA from Sebastes umbrosus (honeycomb rockfish), 421 nucleotides. Its product is annotated as SLC35A4 upstream open reading frame protein. Lineage: Eukaryota; Metazoa; Chordata; Actinopteri; Perciformes; Sebastidae. The record is from RefSeq and is a predicted model, not a curated record. The transcript has 2 exons. Bases 82 to 393 code for a protein of 103 amino acids.